Messenger RNA from Rotaria socialis, 363 nucleotides. The record is from the annotation of a GenBank genome assembly. NCBI's taxonomy places the organism in Eukaryota, Metazoa, Rotifera, Eurotatoria, Philodinida, Philodinidae.
AUGAUAAUUUGUAUUCGAUUAAUUUCUACUGCUGGUGUCUUUUUCAUGGACGGAACUAUAGCUCCAUUACCAGAUAUAAAAUGUUUGGCAGAUAAAUACAAUGUACUAGUUUUUGUUGAUGAGUGUCAUGCCACAGGAUUUUUUGGUCGAACAGGUCGAGAGACAGAAGAAUAUUUUAAUAUGAUUGGAACAAUUGAUAUUAUUAAUUCAAUAUUAGGUAAAGCAUUAGGUGGUGCAGCUGGUGAAUAUACAACAGGUUCCAAAGCUCUUAUUGAUUUAUUACAACAACGUUCAAGACCAUAUCUUUUUUCAGAUACACUUCCACCAUUUGUUAACUUUUCGAAAUCAUGUAUUCGAAAAUAA